CUCGCUUGGAGAGCUGAAGUUUAGGGUCUAAGCUGCUAAAUUUUUGUUUAUUAUUAUUAUUAUUUCCAGAACUUUCUGCGAAAAUAAAUAAAAAAUGGCGAAGACGGUUUUGUCAGAGGUUUUGCAUGAGACUGGUUUGGGUCGAAAUUUCGCCAUUCCAAUGUCAACCACCGAGAAUAAGGCUUUUGAGGAUGAGAUCCAGAGAAAACAGAAAGAGCUCUCAAAUGUGGAAAACAAAGCGAGCCGCUACAAGGAGAGGUCCAGUGCCAUGACUGAACAUGCGAAAAAUGUCCAGCAAGAGCAUACUCACAAUCAGAGUCUGUGCAGAGCUGUCGAGAAUCAGACCGAGUCCAAUCUGCAUUUCAAGGCCUUGGAUGAGAGAGAGAUGGGGCGUCUGCAUCAGGAGCGUUCCCAGCUGAAGAAGGAGAAGAUAUCAGUGCGAGAGAAGAAGAACUCGUUGGAGAACUACGUCUUCAGAGCUAUACAGAAGAUGGAGGAGCUCAAGAUUCAGCUGAACUGGGACCAGCAGACUCUGGACGCCUGGCUGGAGGAAUCAGCAAACAAAGACGAGGACACCAUGGCCAUCAUGAAAUACACGCAGCAAGACGAGAGCAGGAUUCGAGAGCUGACUCUGAGCCUGGAGAAGCGGACUCUGGAGGCGAACCAGAAGAGAAAAACCUCGGACAAAGAGGUUACUGAGAAUAUCAUGACACAGGUGGCUCUGGAGAAGACGGUCGAGAUGGUGCAGCAGGCCCACAUGGAAGUACAGAAGCUGAUCAGCCGAUGGGAGAACUCCAUCGAGCAGAUGAGGAAGAAAGACCAGACUCUGCAGCAGUCUGCUCUGCUCCUGGCGGACAAAAACCAGUUGAUCCGUGAACAAAAAUCACUCGUACAAGAGCAGCAGAACUUCUUGGCCCACGAGGUGGACAACAACAAGGACUGUGAGAAGAAGAGCGCUAUGGGUGAACGCGAAACCAACAGGCUACGGCUACAGUUUCAGGAAGAGGAGAGCAACCGCACUCGACUGCAAGAUGAGCUGGUGAGCCUAAAGAGCAGGUUGGAUCGCACUGCUACAGACCUGGAGAUUAAGAGAGCCCACUCAGCGAGCCUCAAGAAGGACAUCAAAGAUAAAACGGCCAAAUCAGAGGAUAUGCAGCAGCACAACAUCGCUCUAGAAAAGAAGUUGCAGGCUGUGAAUGAGAAGACACUUAGCGUGGAGGAAAGAACUGCUCAGAUGGAGCAGCUGCACAGAGACCAGGAGAAACACCUCAAAGAAAUUGACACCCAACUCCAGCGGGAACAGAAGCUCCAAUUCCCGGAAAAGCAGGAGCUGCAGAAGCUGCAAGCCAAUGAGAAGACUGUCCUAGUAGAUAUCACAGGCUGUCGUGUAGCUCUGUCCAGCCUGGAAAAGCACAUCAGUAAACUGGAACAAAACGCUCUCAAGAAGCAGGAGUACAUCAACAGUCAGGAGUUUCAGAUGCACAUUCUGGAAGGGAGGAUAGCUCGUCUGAGCGGCAACGUGAACAAAGACGAGAAAGAGGCGCUGGAAAAGCAGAUCUCUGAGCUGAACGAGGCAUUGGAGGAAGAGAAGAAAGCAGCUGCUUUGCUCACAGCACAGAGCAAGAAUCUUCAGAAUGAUAUCCGCUGUGUGAGGAAAGAGAGCGAGAAGACGGGAGCAGAAAACAGAGACCUGACCACAAAGAUUGAGGAAUUGACCCUCAUCGAUGACACCUUGGAUAAAGACCUGAAGAAAUUCCGUCUUAAGAAACAGGACAGCAUAGUGGAGAACAAUAUCCUGCAGCUGCAGGUGAAGCGCCUCAGGACCAUGCUGUAUGAAAAGGCAGAUGGUGUCCUCUCUCUGGAAAAAAGGAAGCUGCAGCUGCAGACAGCCAUGAAGGAGCGGCAGGAGGAGAUAAGUGUGCAUCGGGAAAUACAGAGCAAGCAGCUCAAGAUUACUGAGCAGGAAAUGCAAGGGCUCAGGGUCCAGUUGCACGAACGACUGUCCAAAGUUGACAAGAUGAAGAAAAAAUAUGAGAUCGUCACCAUUUUCAUGGCUGCACCAGAGGGCGAAGAAGAAAAAUCACAGGCCUAUUACAUUCUCAAGGCAGCUCAAGAAAAGGAGGAGCUUCAGCGCAAGGGCGACGAUUUAGACGCCAAGAUUCGCAAGGCAGAGAAAGAAAACAAGGCAUUGGAAAACACCUUGUAUCUGCUCAAUAAUCAUACCAGCACCUAUCGCAAAUCCUUCAACAAGGUCACAGAGUCCAGUCCUGAGUAUCAGAAUAAAGUGAAGUUAGAGGAACAGAAAAGGGUGGCAGAUGAGAUGAUCACGUACAAGAGACGCCAAAUCAGAGAGCUGCAGAAAAACAUUGAGGUCAUGAGAAGCUCAUUGAACAGGCUGCAGGAAGAUGAAGCUACUCAAACCAAAAGAAAUGUAGAUUUCCAAGCACACAUUGCUUCUCUGAAAAAAGAGCUCAUUUCUCAGCAGGAGAAAAUGGACAGGGCCACCAAACAGUCCUCCAAGCUGUCAAAGGAGAUCCGCUCUAGUCAAAACAGCACAAAGGAGACCUUUGAGGAACGGGACAUCAAGCUUAAACAACUGAAAGACUGCAAGAAGACGGUCAAUAACAUGAUUCUGGAAGUCAUGGAGAACCUUCCUGACCUACAGGGAACAUUACGGACGUACUUCACGGAGGCCGGUCUUACUCUUCCUUCUCCAGUCUCAACCCCAUCAACCAGGAGUUUGAAGUUGAGCUCGAUACGUAGCUCUUUUUCUCUCAGAUCCUCCACAUCCUCAGGACAAUUAGCUAGCAGCGCCAGAGACUCGGCACUUCCCCUGCCCUCCAUAAAGAUGCUCGAGUUAGAUCUUGGACCUUCGGUUUCCUCUACACUUUUACCUCCGUCUUCCAGCACUGACAGCAGCAGGAGCAGCAGCAGGAGCAAUCGUGUCAAGAGUCCUUAAAGGUCAUAGGCAACGGUUUUCAAUUUAUGCACAUUUGAAACUUUAUAUGUUAAAAAACCCUCUGUAAUUUUCUUCUGGUCCCAAGUAUUGUUAAUAAGUAAUAAUUCAAAUAAAUUAGUGUAGAUCGCGGCAAAUUUCUAUUCUGCGAUUUUCAUGACCACUCGGCGUGUGACGCCAUUCAAGACAAACAAACCGCUUGAGUUGAGUCCACUUUCGUUUACUUGCAUUACCGUUCAGUUUGAGUGCAGACAUGUGUUCAGGAAUUUCCAAAGAAAAACCAUGCCUUAUAGAGAUCUUGCAGUCACGUGACCGGAAAGUACACAACCGCCAUCGUGUCGGUCAAAAACACCGCUGAAUACUGCUGCACUCGUGUACAGAAUGGAUCAAUUUCAACCGACGGACUACACGGCUCAUUUUUCUAAUGAACAGAUAACUAGAUAUAUGUCUAAAAUAAACGAUCUACAGAUUUGUGACCCUUAUGGCUUUCCGGACGGAGUUUUCACGACCGGAUUUUGAACUGCCAGCGGAAUACCCGGACGUGUAUGAUUACCUCAUCAACUUUCCCUCGCUGUUCAGUGGUGAAGCACUGCGUGCCUAUAAAUCUCUGGACAGUUUUCUUUACAGAAAUUCAGGAUUUGUCAGCGACUCAGGUGUGGCAUCUUGUAAGCAAGAAAAUGAUCCUCACUGGAUGGGUAAGUCACUUAAGUAUUGAGUAUAGCACUGACCAGCCGAUUAUAGAAUAAGGUAAUUCCAAAUCGUCCGUGUUGUUUACAUGGAUCUGGCGUUGGAGAGGUAGAGGCUUGGCAGUGGAGGUUUGAGUAGCUGUUUUCUGAGCUUAGUCAACAGGCCGGCUCUGCAGCCUCGCUUUUGCUUCCGCUCCCGGCGCCGCCUCCUUCGCUUUGCUUCCGAUAACAAUCCACGGAGACCCCGCUGGUCUCGCCCGGAAUGUUUUUUUUUUUUUUUUUCUCGUCCGGAAUGUUGUGCAUGCGAUGGAAAUCGCUACAAACCGUCAUUUUCUGCUGGAAACCAAUGUCCAGUAAGUCCAUACGGUUGUAGUGGAUAUUGAAGUCCGGUACAGACGAACAACACGCAAAAAUACACCCAAAAAACAUAAAAACCGUGCACAGGUAGGGAGAGCUUGUAGCCACAGCCAUUGUAGUAGAAUUGUAUAUAGUAGGGUUUUCCAGAAGAAAAGGUAGAAGUAAAAGCAGAAGUAGAACCAGAAGUAGAAGGCGGAAUAUGGCGUUUGACCGACACGAUGGCGUCUGUCACAAUCUGGAUCGGCUGUGACGUCACAUGCAAGAUCUCUAUUGUUGUGCAGUGAACUGUAACAAUGGGACCGGUUCAGGAAGAAGUUUUUACCUUUUUCCGAGAGAGGAGAAGAGGCGGAGAGAGUGGAUUGGCUUUUUCCAGAAGAGGAGAAGAGGUGGAGCAAGAGGAUUGGCUUUUUCCAGAAGAGGUGGAGCGAGAGGAUUGGCUUUUUCCGAAAAAGGAGAAGAGGUGGAGCAAGUGGGUUAGCUUUUUCCGGAAGAGGAGACGAGGUGGAGAGAGUGGAUUGUGCGCGUGAAGCCAGAGGGUUGUUUUUUCCCGGAAGAGGAGACGAGGCGGAGAGAGUGGAUUGUGCACGUGAAACAAAAUCAAGCAGUCAAAGAAGAAACGGAGCAGCAACACUCAAGCAAAAAGGAGAAGAUUGGAGGUAAACAUUUUUACUUUUGCUUGCAGUUGACAAGUCAAGAAUCCUGAGGGAUCCUGUACAAUCAUUGUGGAAAUGAGACAAAGGGAUAUUCCCUCGCUUAGAGUCGGCUAUAAAUAGUAUAAUGCCACGGAUGGCAGGCUAAUGUGGCCUACCGGCGCACUGUCAAGUAAUCAUUACCUAUAUCCACUAGGGAGGGCGGUUUAAUUAUUCUUCAAAAGGGCUCUUAUUUAGUAUUAUGACAAAAGUAAGAAUUUAUCAUAACUACCAGGAUAAAUCGUUUGGGCGCGAGUCUUGUUGAGGUCCGGCGUCACCGUGAUCAGAGUCGGCCGAGUAGCUGUCUGAUUCCGAGGCUGUACGGUCAAACCAGUGAGCCACAUUCACCGAUUGCUUUGCAACGGCCAUAGGUUCAUACAUAUACAGUUUCACCUCUCGAUAUUCAAUUUGGAGAAUUCCUGCUUCAAAAUCGCUAUCGCUUUCAGACAUUUUUUACACAACCUCUCACAACCAAAGUCCGUACACGUGCUCGGUUCACAAGUAAACGCAGAACUGCUCCCGGUCUGUUUGGCUUGAAUGACGUCACGACGACGGUCCCCCGGCGGUGAAAGUGCGCAUAAGUGAGAUGUAAACAAACCUUUGGAAAUUGGGUGAAACAGUAUAUAUUUAACCAUUUUAUUCAAUUUCAGGGUGCAAAUUAGACACUAGGAAGAUUGAAUUUGCUUUUUGGGUCGUUCUUCUAGACAGUAAAGUUGAUAUUCUACGUUUCACCUCCGACCGUUGCCUAUGACCUUUAAACUAGUCCUUACAAGGAGUAAAUCCUCCAAGUUUUGUUUUCUAUAUGUCUUCAAAAAUGUGAAAUUAGGUUAGACACCAAUCCUGGGUAUCUGGAAGCUCAUGUACAUGGAUGGAAGUGUACUCCUGCAACUGUAUAGGCUUUUGGGAUAUGUUGAAUUUGGUUAUUAAUCAAUUUUCUGAAAUAAAAAAAAGCCUUGAGAUGCCUUUAAAUUGUGUUGUAUAUUAUGGUUGGGUGAUGUCUAUAUAUGGAAGUCACAUCGCUUGGUGGUUUGCGUAGCCCGUAUGGUGGAGACGAAGGUGGGCGACCAGCCUGGCCUUAUUUACACAGGGUCUGGCGCAUAAAUGGCACGCCAAACCUGUUGAAGCUGCGUUUGAAGGGUCUUUUCUGCAGAGUCUGCUCUUAGUGAUGCAGCUGGAACAUUCUUCUUCAAAGUCUACAAUGCCAUCAUGAAUACUUCGUCGCCAUAGUAGAUGAUCAUGUGUGAAAGAUUCCCAGAUUUCUGGAUCGAUUCCACAAUCUUUAAGUGAUGCUUUGAAACACUUUCUCAGUCUUCCUAUACUUCUCUGACUUUCGACAAGCUCCCCAUAGAACAGUUUCUAUGGAAGUCCUCUAGUCGUGGGUGAUGUCUGACAAAUUGGUAGAUGACGAUGUCUAUGGAGAAACAUCAUGAAUGACGAUGACAAAAAAAAAGGGAGGUGGAUGUGAUCGGCUUUAUGGACUACUUCCAUCUGUAAGAUCUAGUGUAAUUCCUUUUGCAUUUUUU
This is a messenger RNA of Neoarius graeffei (lesser salmon catfish), 6211 nucleotides long. It is a transcript of the gene ccdc39, whose product is annotated as coiled-coil domain containing 39. Bases 95 to 2959 code for a protein of 954 amino acids. The transcript has 20 exons. The record is from RefSeq and is a predicted model, not a curated record. Gene Ontology annotation, cellular component: axoneme. NCBI's taxonomy places the organism in Eukaryota, Metazoa, Chordata, Actinopteri, Siluriformes, Ariidae. Gene Ontology annotation, biological process: inner dynein arm assembly; cilium-dependent cell motility; cilium movement.